This is a messenger RNA of Octopus sinensis (East Asian common octopus), 1538 nucleotides long. RefSeq lists its product as uncharacterized. Gene Ontology annotation, biological process: positive regulation of voltage-gated potassium channel activity; sleep; regulation of synaptic transmission, cholinergic. The coding region runs from base 354 to 764 and encodes 136 amino acids. NCBI's taxonomy places the organism in Eukaryota, Metazoa, Mollusca, Cephalopoda, Octopoda, Octopodidae. The record is from RefSeq and is a predicted model, not a curated record. The transcript is spliced from 3 exons.
UAUUGCAUACAGCAGUGCUCGAAGCUUGAUGUUUUGAACACGGGUUGGACUACUAAGCUAAUAUACUCCUAACACCAAGCUCUCAAGUUCUUGAGUUAUCUGUUCCAAAAAGGCAAACCCGUAUCCCCCUACCGCUACAUAUAUAAUUGUGACGUUAGUAAAUUAUAUUUUUAUCCCCCCACUUUCUCUCACUCUUGCUUAAUUUUUCUCUUUCUUUCUCUCACUCCCUCCUUGCCUCUCAGCCUUUCUUAGAUUUGUUAGUGUUAGUAAUAUUUUUUUUUUACACUUCGGAGCGCUAAUAUCUCUUUUCGUUAAAACGAGUUUAUUUUCGUUUGACUUGUAGUCCUUUCAACAUGAAGUCUUUUCUGAUUAUCCCCGUCUUUAUAUUUUUGCUGACAUUAUGGAUACAAUUAGGAUAUGGACUUCAAUGUCAUAACUGCAACUCGUUUUAUAAUGAAGGCUGUGGGCUAUCAUUAAGUAAUUCUUCUGAAUUUGUGACGAAUUGCUCUGAUACGGACAAGGGAUGUAGAAAAGUUGUGCAGAAAAUCAAAGUCAAGGAGGAAUGGGAAACACGAUACAUCAGACAGUGUGCAGAAGAUGGUGUAGUCGGCAAAUGCGACUAUAAAGUUGGCACUGAUGAUAUAAAAAUGUUUUAUUGUUACUGCACAGACAAAGAUAAAUGCAAUAGUGGAUCAAGCCUGUACAGUACAGUUUUCCUUGUAUUUAUUGCCAUCAUUGGACAGUACCUAAGCUAUGAUCUUUAGCAUUAUUCACAUUACAAACUCUAUUUUUUACAUAAAUUUCUUGCUAAUGACUCCCUCCCUUUUUUUUUUUUAUAAAGUUUGUUAUUUACAUAAUUUUUUUCGCUUGUUCCAUUUGAUUAAAUAAUAAUCUGUUUUCUUCUAGGUUAAAAAUCUUAAGCUUAACAACUCAACUCAUGCAACACUAAUUUCUUAAACCAUUUUCAUUUCUCUUUCUUGCAUUUUUUUUUUUUUGUAUUCUGAUGUUUCUCAUCUUAAAUAGUGUUAUUUAAACAAAUUUCACUCUAAUUUUGAUGAAUUCUAAAAGUAGAAUAGUAAUUUGCUUUUUAAAAUCGUUUUUUUAGUUAGACUACUUAACAUUUGAAAUCUAACCUCUUCAGACUUGAUUAAAAAUAUUAUUUACUUAGUUAUAUUUUUUGCUUUCACUUGGAGAUGUUACAUUUUACUUCUAUCAAAAGUUUUAUGUGUCUGGUAUUCUGAGUGGGGUAUAAAAUGUAACUUUUUGUUUGUAAAAAAAAAAAAACCCAAUAAAAUAUGUUCUUGUAAUUAAUAUUGCUUGGUACCUGUUAAACUUUAGGAUGAAGCUGAAAGAAUAGCUUAAAUGGAUAUUUUUGAAAGUCGCAUUUAUCUUAUAAACAGAUCAUUUUGGCGUGAAUAAUAAAUAAUAAAGAAAUAGUCAUUUAAAAAUCUAAAGAUUAGGGAUGCAAAUUUUCUGCAAGGUUUAACUCUGUGGUUAAGUACACCACAAUUAUGAAAACCAAAUGAAUUUUCUAGAAA